Molecule: messenger RNA, 477 nt
Organism: Brassica napus (rape)
Lineage: Eukaryota; Viridiplantae; Streptophyta; Magnoliopsida; Brassicales; Brassicaceae
Exons: 2
Coding region: 1-477 (158 amino acids)
Source: RefSeq, a predicted model, not a curated record
AUGCUGAGACUUUGUGGUGAAGUAGUAACCGAAGAAGAGUUACUUGAGAAGACUUACUCUACAUUCUAUUCAUCGAAUGUGAUACCGCAACAGCAGUACAGAAUGAAAGGCUUCGCCACAUAUACUGAUCUGAUCUCGCGCCUGCUUCUGGCCGAGGCAAACAAUGAGCUCCUGCUGAAGAACAGUGAAGCUAGACCUGUUGGAACAACACCAUUACCGGAAGCUAAUGAGGUUGAAAAGAAAGAACCCAACGAGUGCAAUUACGUCCAAAACAAUAAGAGAUCAUACGGCAAUGGCCGUGGUGGUUACAAGGGGCGUGGCAGUGACAAUUCACUACAAGAAAACAGCGAAAGUCUGAAGAAUAAGAACCCGGAGGCUCACAUGGUUCAUGAUUCCGGAUAUGAGGCUGAUAAUGAUUCCGACAUUGCUAAAGAUGACCAGAUGGACUUUGAGACUUCUGAGAGUCUCAAGGACUAA